CCUCGCUAUCACUUUUUGCAACAAGUUACAGAAGGACCUCAAGAGCCUCCCCGGGGAUGCAGUGGAGCGCGUGCCGGUCGUUCUUUCCCUCUGCGGCCACCGUGUAGUACGUGCGGACCGCCGGACCGCUCCCCACGACACGACACGUCGCCGUCACAGCAUCGACAUGGGUGGUCAGAGCACCCGUGCUGUUCUCGUCGCAGUGCUCUGCCUGCACGCCUUGUCGGCGCAUGGUCGGAGCUCCCCGCGGCUGGGGGCCGCGAUGGGCGACGCCUGUGCGUGUGACGGCCAGGCCGCCGGCCUCCGCCUCCUGCGGGGUCAGAACGAGCUGGCCGACUGCGAGGCGGGCUUCCACUGCGACUGCGCCACCAAGACGGUGCUCCAGUGCGACGACGGCGUCCCCUUCCCCAUGUUCGGCCAGAGGCAGCUCGACGAGAGUUCUCAGAUGUGCAACUUUGGUGUCGACUGUGCGGCCCAGCUCAAGCCGAAGCCGGCCACGACCGAGGAGUCCGCGACGACGACCCCGGUGGAGACGUCGUGCGCGUGCAGCGUGAGGGACGGGCCGCCGCGGCAGCUCAUCCGCGGCCAGGGCGAGCAGGACAAGUGUGAGGCGGGCGAGUACUGCGACUGCGCGACCAGGGCCGUGAUGCACUGCGAGGGGUUGAUGGAGCGGUUCGACGAGACGAGCCAGGGCUGCGAGCUGCUCCUGGACUGCGAGGAGGCCCUCGCGCCCAGCACGCCUACCGCGGCCCCCAGCGACGCGCCCAGCGACGCGCCCAGCGACGCGCCCAGCGACGCGCCCAGCGACGCGCCCAGCGACGCGCCCAGCGACGCGUCCAGCGUCACGGCCACCGCGGCCACCGCCGAGGCGUCCACGGUCACGCUCGCCCCGCAGUGCACCUGCGACCCCAGCGGCCCCGCCCAGCAGCUGCUGCGAGGGGCCGGCCAGCUGCAGAGCUGCGAGGCGGGCACGUACUGCGACUGCAGCAGUCGCCAGCUGGGGAGCUGCGCCGUGUCGUCGCUGUUCGCCGGGAUCGUGUUCAACGAGGAGGACCAGAGCUGCGUCUACGACUCGGACUUCUGCCGGGCCUUCUUCGACCCCAAGCCCAGGACGCAGCCCACGGCCUCGGCCCCGACCACCUCCAGCGAGGGCACGACGCCGAGCCUCAGCGGCCGGUGCGUCUGCCAGCGCGGCGGCCACGAGCUGCAGCUCAUGCGCGGCCCGAGCGGGACGGCCGACUGCGUCCAGGGCUACUACUGCGACUGCCUCGCCCAGAGCGUGCGGCGGUGCGAGUCUCUCCUCGACGCCGACUGGAAGUUCGACGAGGACGAGCAGGAGUGCAAGUACGACUUCGACUGCCAGAGCUUCCUGGACAAGCACCCCGCCGUCCCGGACGACAACAACGGCGCCGGCGACAGCAGCAGCAGCGCAGGCGCUCUGGUGGACUGGGCGGGCUCCACGCACGCCGUCUGGUACCGAUUCGUUAUUGUCGCCUUUAUGGUAAUUGUUGCUAACGUCGGAGUAAUAUACAGUAUCCAAUACUACUGUCGGCUCCGAGGCUAUCCUGCACCCCCCAGCCGGCUGAUUCGCUGCCGGCGGACCCAAGCGGCCCAAGGCGCCGACGCGCUCCCAGAAAAGUCGCUCGGCGGGGAGAGUCGGGCGUAACUGUGCCAAGUACCCAUCCACGCACCCACUGUGUGUCGCACCUUUAAACACUAGCACACCAAACAAGACGCAGGGCAAACAAAAUAACGAAACUGCAGUAGGUU
Messenger RNA from Frankliniella occidentalis (western flower thrips), 1770 nucleotides. RefSeq lists its product as uncharacterized. Bases 167 to 1666 code for a protein of 499 amino acids. The transcript is spliced from 2 exons. The record is from RefSeq and is a predicted model, not a curated record. NCBI's taxonomy places the organism in Eukaryota, Metazoa, Arthropoda, Insecta, Thysanoptera, Thripidae.